Neurospora crassa OR74A is the source of this 3903-nucleotide messenger RNA. RefSeq lists its product as hypothetical. Bases 241 to 1506 code for a protein of 421 amino acids. NCBI's taxonomy places the organism in Eukaryota, Fungi, Ascomycota, Sordariomycetes, Sordariales, Sordariaceae. The record is from RefSeq and is a predicted model, not a curated record. The transcript is spliced from 4 exons.
AGGCGUCCAUUUCUUCCCGGCCUCCCCUCUUUCUCGUUCAUCCCUUCUUCCCAAAAUUCGGUCUCUUUCUCCCCUGCCUGCUGUCCCAUCAUCGGCCCGCACUUGCAACGUCCUUUUUCUCACCUCACGUCCAUAGCUCUUAUACGCAACGCCGUUUCGAUCGCCGAUUUUUGAUCUCUUUGGACCUACAUCAUCCUCUUGUCUUGCUCUUCGGACCACCACGCCCUAUCCGCAAUCACCAUGGCGGCAAGACCGGGCAACAGGCCAGCUCAGGCCCCUCAGCCCUCGACUGCGCGCCAGAACGAAUACUUCGUGCCCCGCGACGGUAUCGACCGCGAAGUCAUCACCUCCGACAUUUGCAGGUACCUCGGAAACGAUGCACUUGUACGCCCUGGAACUUACGAGUCACCAGACGGCCGUGUGACCCAAGGCUACUUCAUCACCGCCUAUCGCAAUCUGACAUCGGCGAUGAUUCAAGACCUAAAGGCCGACUCUGCUCGAUGGGAGCAAGAGAGACGUGCUGCGUCCAGGUCAGGUGGUGGCACUGGAGGCCAGCGCGAGCAGAACCGUGGGUCCUCUGAUUACAGCACAUGGAAAAACCGCCAACGGGAACAAGAACACUACGAUGCCUACGCCAGGGACAAUGCCAUGGAUGUUGACUAUCCCCCACAGCCUAGCGCCCCCAAAAACCCGGUUUAUCCUCCGCCGAAUGCGUACCCAGGGCCGCCACAGCCAGGUCCUCCUACUUAUCCGCCCGUUUCGUAUACUCCCCAGGCUGCUGGCAUUCCAGCACAAUAUCCUCCCCAGGCGUACCCUCCUUACCCGACCAAUCCUCCCGCUCCGCAGUACUCGCCCGGACCCCCCAAUACCGGAGAUAGAUACCCUGGCAUGGCGGCCCCUCCUCCUAUGCCGGCUGGCGGCUAUGGACAAGUUGGACAGGAAGCUUCCUACGUGAUGGGCUCAGAUUACCGGACACAGCCGAAUUAUGUGACGUCGGAGCCUCCAAGGAUGCCGCCUCACCCUGCGAUCUCUUCUGCUGCCCCUGUUAGGCCAAUGUAUGCUCCCACCAAUGGCGCCCCUGGUUAUCCACCAGCCCCGGAUCAGUACUAUGGUGCGCCGAUUCCUGGAAGUUCGGCCACUCAGGCUUACUCAGCCGAUCCUCUGUAUGGCCGUGGUGGUGCGUAUAAUGUGGCAACAACGAACCCAGCGCAGGCUUCAUCUGAUAAUCUAGGCUCCCCCGCAGGUCCAACGCCAACACGGCAAGGGUACGGUCACAUCCCAGAGCCCCCGUUUGAUAACCAUCAGCCUCCUGUGCUCUCACAGGUCCCCACGUCAAACAGUAGUACACCAGCCCAAAUGGCAAACAGCGGGCCGUCACCUGCCCCACGCCGGAGUCCCGGUCGCGACUCGGAGCCCAGGGAACGAGAACGGGAACAACACCGCAAUCGCCGCCCGGAGCAGGAACGUGACGACAGAGAUCGUGCCAGGCACCGGCAAAUCCGCUAAUUGCUAGCGACACGCAGGUCUUUUUGACUUUGACGGCCCUAGACCUGCCCGUCGCAAGACGUUGGAGGUCUUAUGGGCUGUUAUUAAUGCUUUGCUAAUACCUCGGAACCCGGAGUUCUCUAUUAUUUCUGUUUCAUUGUCUCAUACCAGGAUCCCGGUUACUUUUCGGCCUGAUAAUGAUCUGAUCCACGGAUAGACCUAGGAGAAAAAAGAGGUGCGCGGAAACCUCGAGAGCUGCAAGUUGCAUCUCUGGAAGUUUGGAUCUUGACUCUGCUCCGGCGGCUCGACUUUGAUACAGCAACACCAUUCCCACGGUACUUGCAUCCCUGGAUUAUCGGCAUUUCUGUCCUUGGUUUUACCAGAACACGGAUUCUCUGGUGCCUACCAAACAUCUGGACUAUGGCACCUUGCAGACAGCUGCCGCAUUGGACGGUGGUGCUGUCGCUCGAGUUUACUCUUCGAUUAAUGUUACGGGUUGUGUGAUUUCUUUUUUUCUUUUCUUUUUUUUCUCUUUUUUUUUUUUCCUAAUUUCCUUUUCUGUUCUCGCUUCGAGGACGAUAUGGAGAGAUGCAUUAUACCACGGACCGGGAAACUUCACUGGAUUUGGGAAAAAAAUGAAGAGCGGCUCGAGGUUCUGGCGUCUUUGUGUGUAGUGGAUAUCGGCCUCUCCUUGCUGUCCGGAAUGGCUCUCGGGAUAACGUCCACGUCCUCCGCUCGAGGCGUUUGCGUUUAUACCUUGAAGCCAUUCCUCCCCGGGAUUAGGAGUCUUCCUCGCUAACAAUCUCCCGAGUCCUGAAAACGGAUUCGCCUCUUCACUGACCGGAAGAUUCAAGCCAUGGACGGACAGCAAGGUGAGUAAGCCUCUGGAAGAGUGUAUAUAUCAAUUGACCCCUCGGACCGAAAUACGGUACUCCAAUUUCUGCCCACGGCUUGCACUCUGAUUUGGACAGCCUCAUGUUCCGUUUCCAAGAUAACUAACUGGACACAGCUUGAAUCAAGGAAACAUUGUUCUUCUUUUUUCAUCUUUCUUGUCUUGGAACUUCCACUCGGAUCAACCAGAAUUGGCCGCAUACACUGGAUUUUCCGGGUUUUCAUUCGAGUCAUGGCGACCAAGCCCGCCCCGGAAUCGCCACUGGUUUGAUUUGGAACGGUGUUGCUGGUUUUGGCCCGACUGUUUUCGUGGACCUUCUGGAUUGCUUUUCGCUUUUGGCUUGCUAGAACGGUCUGGCUCAUAUUCUAACGCGUCUUGACUCGUCCCUGGAAUCAUGAGCUGUCUAAUGAGACGCUUAUUUACGGAUAUACAAGAGGUAUGUCGACAAAACACCACCAGAACCGCGGAUGGCCCAUCAAUGGAAUUGUGGCAACAACAACAACCGCCAAUGACAAUGGACCGACCAUGCCACGAUAUAGCGUUUCUCAACUCGACUGCCUAGAUGGAGUUCGCUAUCUCCGCCAAUACCAGUUCAAUGAUGGCUAUUCUCUCUUCAUUCCUGUUGACUCACUGGGAAACGGCAUUCAACCUUGUGCGCUGCAUAAACUGCGAAAAUGGCAUCGAACAUCAGUCGGCAGGCUUCACAAAGCUUCCUGGACCAGGAACACGAUGAUGUCCGUCUUGCAGCGCUCGACAGCUCUCUAGUUUGUUGCAUUUCUUCGGUACCACGGUAAUUGCCCAUGUCUUCAGGAGCCUUCGCGGGAAAAUGUGGUAUGGAAUCAGAGACGUAAUCCCGGGUUGCAUCUAGGUCCUUCGUUCACUGCCAGCUGGGUAGCCGGUUUGCAUUGUUACCACCACUGCACCAUCAUAAGAACAUUCAGCAGCCAGUCCCGACUGGUGCCGAUGGUCAUUUUUCGAAGCAACAAAUUGUGGUCAACCAUCACCAGUGCUCGCACACGUGAGAUGAGCAUCUCUAAGGGACGGUCAUCUGUUAGUCAAGCUUUUUCCUCUCGGCGUCAUCCCACCCACUCUCUUGCCUCUAUUCGUCCGAUGGGUACUGGUUCGGGUCCAUUCGGAAGGUGAGCCUAAGCUGACAAGCCCACACAGAGAUUGGGUUGAAAGAUUUCUUCUCACAUCAUACCUCUUGUGUUUGGCAUAUAGUUCGGGCGUACUGGUCUCAUAUCUGUCAUCUGAGGUCAAUGGUCAUAUGUAUCUGCUGUAUAAUCUAGCCGUUUGCGGUUCGGCAUUGGGAGGAAAGACUGAAUGAGGGCCGCACGACUUUGAUUAUCGAGUCUCAGGUAUAGUUUUGGAGCUUAUAUUGAGAGGUAGAAUCAAUGACGGGAUUCUCAAUUGUCUUUUGGGAAACACGUUUUACAGGCAGGUUCUAAGAGGUUCCCCUUUGAAAUGUAAACAUGGUCCUAUGUAAUAGAAAGCAGGGAGUCCGCUCGUGUCCGUGCUGCCCUCCU